AUGUCGACAACACAGGCUCCCAUCCACGGAAACUACCACGGAUACUAUCUGAAGCGUCCGGCCCACGAUGACCCUCGGCUCGCAUUAUUGCCUGUCAGUCUCUUCAAAGACGCUACCGUCCUCGAUGUAGGAUGCAACGAGGGAUGGGUAACCUGCGAGAUAGCACAGAAGCACCACGCCUCACGCGUUGUCGGCGUUGACAUCGACGACACGCUGGUUCGCGCGGCUUGGAGACAUCGGCGAAUUGUUUGGUCUCUACAAGCACCAGAGGAUGACCACGCUUCCGGUGAAGUCUCAGGGAAGCGCAAACGCAGGUCCCCUGCGCCACCUGAGCCAGACUACUUCCCCGCCUCCUGCGAACACUUCUUCGGUCCUAUACCCAUCCCGCCUUCUGAAAUCAGCGGAGGUAGAGCCUCUUUCCCUCACAAUGUCUCCUUCCGUACCGCUGAUUGGACCACGGUGUCCAUACCCGAGGACGAGGAGGGAUACGAUGUUGUACUCGCAUUGUCCGUCUCCAAAUGGAUACAUCUUAAUGGAGGCGACGAUGGCUUGCUCGCCUUCUUCCGCAAGGUUCACUCGGUUCUACAUACCGGCGGGUCAUUCGUUCUCGAACCCCAACCUUGGGACUCGUACCACAAAGCGAAACGGAUGGAUAAGCGCCUGAAAGAAACAGGCCAGAACCUCAAGCUACGCCCCGACGACUUCGAGGCUCUCCUGCGCGACAUCGGUUUUGGCCCAGCGCAGCACUACGGUGCGGCUGGUUCGGGCGGUGCGUACCUUGCCUCUGCCACCCUGUUCUUUUCCGCUCACUCCACCGCCCCUCCAGGCUUCCGCCGUCCCGUAGACGUGUACACUAAACUCUAG
This is a messenger RNA of Schizophyllum commune H4-8, 864 nucleotides long. Its product is annotated as Bin3-domain-containing protein. The coding region runs from base 1 to 864 and encodes 287 amino acids. Gene Ontology annotation, biological process: snRNA modification. The record is from RefSeq and is a predicted model, not a curated record. NCBI's taxonomy places the organism in Eukaryota, Fungi, Basidiomycota, Agaricomycetes, Agaricales, Schizophyllaceae. The transcript has 5 exons. Gene Ontology annotation, molecular function: RNA methyltransferase activity; O-methyltransferase activity; snRNA binding.